Molecule: messenger RNA, 3304 nt
Organism: Onthophagus taurus
Lineage: Eukaryota; Metazoa; Arthropoda; Insecta; Coleoptera; Scarabaeidae
Gene: FAM21
Product: Family with sequence similarity 21
Source: RefSeq, a predicted model, not a curated record
UAUUUCCCUUACAAUCUGUCAAAUUUUUUUACCGUAUGAAAAUGUCAAAUGAAGCAGGAACCCCCAAUAAAAUCGUUUGGAAUUGUAGUCAAAUCGCCGAAAAUGCCCCAAAUUGGAGCUUAGAAUCCGAUAUAAACCUAUUAACACAUCUACAAGCAUUUUCCGAGAUAAUCUUCGAAUCAACCCAAAAGAUCGACGAAAAUCUCAAGAAAUUAUCGAAAAAUCUCGACGAAACAUCAAUAAAUUUACAUUUAUCUCGAAAUGAAUUUUCGAGUUUAAGUAAUACCCAAUUUAUUGAAAGUCGGGUUUAUGAAGAAGAUGAAACUAUCUUAGACGAGAAUCAAAACAAACCUUUAAUUGAAGACAAAAAUGUCGAACAAACAAAUAAUAAUGAAGAUCUUAAAGUCGCUGCAAAAAAAGGAUUAGAAAUCAUCUCGAAAUACUACGACCGAAUUAAUGUCCCAAUUGAAAGUGAUUCCGAUGAGGACGACGAUGAAAUUCCCGGAUUUAUUUUACAAGCUAAAGAUCCUUACAUUAAUCGACCAUUACCCUAUGUAAUAGGCACCCAAGAAUGGUACAAAACCCCUCACGUUGGUAUUUUAGAUUCCGAUAGCGAAUCAGACGAAGAACAAAUUUCCGAGAGGUAUUCGAAUGACUCGGAAAGUGAUAAUGAAGAUAAAAUUAAUAGUGGUAAUAAUAGCGAAAGUAAAACCGAUGAUGAAGCAAUAGUCCCAAAAGAAAUUAACAUUACCGAGGUUAGUUUUGCAGAACAAUUAGCAGAAAAAUUAGGAAAUGUUAUAUCUAAUGGGGAUAAAAAUGAAAAUAAUAAAAAUUGGGUUAUCGAAAAUCAAAAUGAAUUUUGUAAUAGUGAAGUUAAUAAAAGGCCCAUUCAAAAAGUAACGAGGGAUUAUGGAAAAUUAUUUUCAAAUGAACCACCUCCAAUGGAUGAUGAUAAAUUCUUUCCGGAAAAAUCCCCAAAGGGGAUAUUUUCAAGCGGAAACGAUUUGUUUGAUGAUUUAGAGGAUGACGUGGGUUUUUGGGGAGAAAAUUCGAUUAAAAAAUUAUCUAAUAAUGAUGAUACUCCCAAGAAAUCAACACAAAUUGUUGACUCAACUAAAAACGAAGAGUAUAAUAAAAAAAUUAUUGAGAAUAAAAAAGAGGAUUUAUUCAAUGAUGAUGAUGAUGAUAAAUUAUUUGUUCCAAAGAAAUCACUACAAGUUAAAAAAGAUCACUACAAGAAACAAAGCUUAUUUGAUGAUUUAACUGAUGAUGAAGAUAUUUUUGAGACUAAAAUUGAGCCAAAAAAGAGUUUAAAGGAUGAUUUAUUCGAUAAUGAAGAAGAUUUUAAUAUUUUUAAUGAAAAUAUUGAAUCGGAACGAAACGAUUUGUUUGGUUCGAAAGAAAAAGACGUCCUUUUUGAGUCGAGAGAUAACGACUUAUUUAAUUCGAAAGAAGAUUUUUUGAAUAAUAACAAAAAUAUUGAGAAUAAGAAAGAAGAUAAGAAUGCAGUAUCAAAUUUAUUUUCCGAUUCGGAUUCCGAUGAUUUAUUUUAUACAAAACCAAAAAUUUUUACAAAAAAAUUAAUUCAUGAAGAGAAACUUGAUAAAAAAGAAAUCGAACUUGAUAGAAAUGAAGUGGUUAAUAAACAAAAAGAGAAAGUUAAGGGCCUUUUUGACGAUGAUUCAGAUGAGGAAGACAAAAAUGAUUUAUUUUCAGGUUCGGUUGCAAAUAAUAAUGACUUAAAGAAAGUAGUAAUGAAAACUGAGAAUGAAUCCGAAGAGUUUUCAAAAGAUAUAGUAAAAGAAAAUUUAAUGGAGGUCAUGGAAUCUGAAUCUAAAGAAGUAAAUGAAGAAAAAAAUGAAUUAGAAGAUGAAAAUUCUAAAAAAGAUGAUGAAAUAAAGGUUAUACAAUCUAAUUCUGUUGAAAUUAAUGAGACACCAUCAUUUUUCGAUGAGCCACCAUCAAUUUUUAAUGAACCAGAAUCAAUAUUUAAUGAUACACCAUCAACAUUCAACAAUAUCCCCUCAAUAACAAACAUUUUCGAUGAUAUUCCCACAACGAAAAAUAUUUUUGAUGAACCGUUUGAUGAAACAAGCGAUGAAACUUAUUCAUAUUUCGUUAAUAAUGAUGAGGAGUCCUCAAAGAAUCGUUUUGAAACACACCAAUCCAGCAUUUUCGAUGAUGAACCUCCGUCUCUUUUCAUCGAUACCAAUAUUACCUUGAAAAACCAAUGUUUCGAUGUCAUCCCAAAAGUAGACAACGAGAACUACGAUAACAAAAAAUCGGUUCGGUUUGAGGAAAAUUUGGAGGAGUUUGAGGGUGAAAGGGUUGGUGGUGUUUUGGGGGUGUCAAAAGGGAGUUUAGAUGAAAAUUUAAUUAAUACUAAAGAAGAAAGUAUUAAAGAUGCGGAAAUAACAUCACCUGGUAAAUUAAAACAUAACCUCAACAUAAACGUCAAAGCUUUGCUCCCGGGCGCUACCCCAGCUUUUAAAUCGAACUUAUCAUCGCAAAAAUCGAAAAGUUCUUUCGACGUGUCAUCAAUAAACAAUUUAAAAGAUGAAAAUAAAGAAAAACCGGUUGUUUUACCAAGAUUUGGAUUAAAAAGUGAAGGAGAUAACUCUAAAAUCAUCAAAAAUGAUGAAGAAUUUUCAUCGAAUAUUGAAGAGGAACAAAUUCAAGUAUUACAAAGCAUAACGAAAUCGAGAGUUAGAAUUCCUGUUCGUCGAAGACCAUCAACUAAGAAAGGCCGAGAAGCAAUCCGUAAAUCUUGUAUAGAAUUUUCCACACCGAAUAACAGCGAAAUUGAAGAAGAGGAUGCACAAAAAAACGAUUUAUUUAAUACGAAAACCACAACAACCGAAUUUGAGUCGGAUCUUUUUCUUGAACAAAAAUUUAAAUUACCAAAAAUUAAUCCCAACACGUCUAAAUCCAGUCUUUUUGAUGAUGACGAUGACGAGGUGUUUUUCACAAAUAUAAAUCAAUCAAAGAAGGAUGAAAGUAAAGUUUAUAAAUCAAUGGGUGAGUCAUCAAUGAUAAGGAAAGCUGUGAUUUCAAGUGUAAAAAAGUUGGAAAACGUUCGGGUUACUCAAGAUGAUCCGUUAAAUGCCUUUGAAAGGUGAAUUUAAAUAUUUUGUUAAUUUCAUAACCUAUAAUAAGUCGAAAAUGUGUUAAAUUAAAUUGAUCGGAGAAAAAAUAUUUUUUAUAAGAAUAUUCUAUUAUUUAUAUUGCAUGAUUAAUCCGUUUAUUUACUAUUUGUUUAUAUAUAAAUUUAAAUACGAAAAAUAAAGUAUUGUUAUUAUAAUUA